Gryllus bimaculatus (two-spotted cricket) is the source of this 2148-nucleotide messenger RNA. The record is from the annotation of a GenBank genome assembly. NCBI's taxonomy places the organism in Eukaryota, Metazoa, Arthropoda, Insecta, Orthoptera, Gryllidae.
AUGUUGUUUCGUUGUAACCACCUGCAACUUGUGUCUCCCGCCGAGGCCGUCUACUUGUGCCUGGAGGUGCCCGCGUGGGGCGCGGUGGCGUGCGCGUUGGCGGGCUGCACGGGCGCGCUCUGGCUGGCGGCGCGGGCGAUUCCGCCGGGCAAGAUGGCGCCCCAGGACGAGAAGUACCUGAGCGCGCGCGUCUGCCUGCUCAGCACCCUGCGAGUGCUCGUCAUGAACGCGCUGCCGCGGCUGCCGACGCACCCGGCGCUCCGCCACCUCCUGGUCACGUGGUCGCUGUUCAGUCUGCUGGCGACGACGUGCUACUCCACGGGAUUCAUGUCGCUUCUCACUUCCCCCCCGUUUACGAAACCGCUCGACACUUUCAAAGAUCUUCUCUCUGAGAAUAUCUAUUGGGGGGAAAGCUAUGCGUUUCUUGACGAUUUCAUCGAAGAAACGGGUAACACUGAUCUCAUUGCUUUCGGUAAACGUUUCCAAGUAGAAAAACACCCACAAGAUCGAGAAGAUAGACUCAGCAAAGGGCAUUACGCGGUAUUCGUAAAAGCAAUGAGCCAUUACAUCAUGGGGGCUGAAGAAAUUAAACCUGUUUUACGUCAGAACCUGAGAAUUAUGAAAGAACCCCUAUUUUCGUUUUUCGUGGGUUUUGGGUUGCAAAGACGAUCGCCCAUUAAACGAUGGUUUGACAUCGGAAUUCGAAGACUAAUCCACGGAGGACUGAUAGAGCAUUGGCAGAACGAAGUUUUACGUAAGCUGGGUCAUAAGUACAUGGACGCCCUUCUCGCAAACCACGUCAACGCAGAAAACGCUCCGAAUCCUCUGACUAUGACAGCUUUACAAGGAGCCUUUUACAUUUUAUUGGUUGGUUUAUGUGCUGCUGUGGUCGUGGCCUUCGUCGAAGUCGCAGUACAUUGGGUGUGGAGGCUUCGACGCCCCGCGACCACGCCGUGUCUUCCAGGGCCUCGCAUUCGUCGAUCACCAUUUGCCAGAAGACAAAUAGAACGUCGUGUUCUAGCUCUCCCUUUACUAAACUUCCAUACUUUACUGAUUCAGAGGGAUUGUCAUGCCUCUGUAGGGAAUGUGGAAAUUACCGACAUUCCGGACAUUAAAGAUCUGACCCAAGGAGACCCCACUCUGGAGAAAAAGUUAAAAGUGAUCAUUCUUGAAGUGGAUAUUUGGCGACAAGAAGGAGAGCGAGUACCACCCCAGUUGAAACCCGCUGAUUGGAAAGAAUUAAUUUCGUUACAGAGUAGGAGUGCCAGAAAGAAGUACCUGUUGUUCAUCUGGAAAAAAGAAAUGACGAAAAGCAAUGAGAAAAGAAAGAAGGAGUUGAAGAGAAUUAAUAGAGAGAAGUUAGACAUUCCUGUGCGUGAUCAUGAUACUUAUGGACUUGGUGGUAAUACAAUAUUCAUGCGAAUACGUGAAAGUACAAUGACCAAUUAUUUAAACGGAAAGCUCAUAGAGGCCAUGCAAUUUGGUCAAGAACUGGUAGUCGAUUGUGGUUAUGAUCAAUACAUGACAAGGAGAGAAGCAAAAAACUGUGCUAAACAAUUAAUGUUACUUUUCUCAGACAACAGAAUGCACAUUAAUCCAUUUAAUUUGUACUUUUGUAAUGCCAGAAAAGAGAGUGAAAGCAUAAAAGAAUUUGGUAAAUUACUGUGCAUUCCUUUUGAACCACACUUCCCUUUAAAUAUCACAGAGAAAAGUUACCUUGAUUUGUUUCCGAAACAAAAUUUGGUUUACUUAACUCCACAUUGUCGAGAAGAGCUUCUGCAUUAUGACCACAAUGCUGUGUAUAUAAUUGGUGCAAUGGUUGAUAAGGUUCAUAACGAACCGUUAUCUCUUGCUAGGGCAAAGGAACAAGGUUUGAAAAUGGCCAAAUUGCCCCUAGAUAGAUAUCUUUCAUGGGGAACUGGAAGUGGAAAGAGUUUAACUUUAAAUCAGAUGAUAAUGAUCUUGCUUGAUUUAAAACUUUCUGGAGACUGGAGUAAGGCUCUUAAGCAUGUGCCAUCAAGAAAAAUUAUGAAAGUGUAUCAAGUAGACUCUUCAGCCAAACAAUUUAAAUUAAACAAAAGUAAGGAUGAAAAAUCAAGCCCGAAAGACUUUUACAACCAGCUAUUGCUUAAAAAGAUGAAUAAAUAG